Molecule: messenger RNA, 1404 nt
Organism: Cordyceps fumosorosea ARSEF 2679
Lineage: Eukaryota; Fungi; Ascomycota; Sordariomycetes; Hypocreales; Cordycipitaceae
Product: Aminotransferase class-III
Exons: 1
Coding region: 1-1404 (467 amino acids)
Cellular component (GO): mitochondrion
Molecular function (GO): transaminase activity; pyridoxal phosphate binding
Source: RefSeq, a predicted model, not a curated record
AUGGCGCCGGGACUCACCACCAAGGCCGACAACCACGUUCUCGCCCUGCCACUUGCGAAGGAUGAUGCAGCAUCAACAGUGUAUCAGAACGAGGACCAGGACACUCUCGUUCAAAAGUCGAAAAAAUAUCUUUUAGGGUUUGGUAGUGACAUCCACGAUGAAAUCGUCACUGGUACGCGUGGACUGUACUUUUACACGGCCAGCGGACGAAGACUGCUUGACUGGACGUCUGGCCAGAUGUCCUGUCUGUUAGGCCAUGGCCACCCCGAGAUUGUCCGGGUCAUUGCCGACCACGCCAUGCAUCUCGACCACACCUUCUCCGGCAUGGUCUCGCCUCCCGUCGUCAACCUCGCUGAGCGCCUGUGCGGCAUGCUGCCCGCCGGCCUCGACCGCGCGCUGUUCCUCUCCACCGGCGGGGAGAGCAACGAGGCGGCCAUCAAGCUGGCCAAGGUUUACACCGGCAAGUUCGAGGUUGUCGGGCUCGGCGCGUCCUGGCACGGCGUCACCGCGCAGGCCGUCGGCGCCCAGUUUCACUUUGGCCGCAGCGGCCACGGGCCCCUCGUCCCGGGCACCAUGAUGCUGCCGGCGCCCAACGCGUACCGCUCCGUCUUCCGUAAGGAUGACGGCAGCUACGAUUGGGAGGCGGAGCUGGAGUACGGCUGGCGCAUGGUCGAUCUCCAGUCGUGCGGGUCGCUGGCCUGCUGCAUCGUCGAGUGCAUCCAGAGCUCCGGCGGCAUGCACGUCCUGCCGCCGGGCUACCUUGCGGCCCUCAAGCGGUACUGCGAGCGCCGAGGCAUGCUGCUGAUCGUGGACGAGGCACAGACCGGCGUGGGCCGCUGCGGCGAUUUGAUGGCCAUCGAACACGAGGGCGUCGUCCCGGAUAUCCUGACGCUCUCCAAGACGCUCGGCAAUGGCUUGCCACUGAGCGCUGUUGUGACCAGCGAGCAGAUCCACCGCGUGUCCCAACAGAAGAACUUCUUCUUCUACACGACCCAUCUCAACGACCCGCUGGUCGCCGCCGUCGGCGACAAGGUCCUCGAGAUUGUCGAUCGCGACCGCUUGGUGCGGCACGCGCGCGAGGUCGGCGAGGUGCUGCACCGCGGGCUGCGCGGGCUGAUGGCGCGGUACGGCUGCAUCGGCGAGGUGCGCGGCCGCGGGCUCAUGGCCGGGGUCGAGAUCGUAACGGACCGCACGUCCAAGACGCCGGGCACGGAGCUGGCCAGGAGGAUCGGAGAUCGCGUGUUCGAGCACGGCCUCUGGGCGAACUUGAGCAGCCACCCGAGCUUCGGCGGCGUCUUCCGGAUCGCGCCGCCCAUCACGGUGACGGCGGCGCAGAUUGAGGAGGGGCUGGACAUCUUGGAGCGAGCCUUUGCGGAGACGGAGGGCAGUCUGCCUUUGUACUAG